UUGCAACUCUAGUAGGAUCACCUUUAAAAAUGGCGAAUUAAUGAAGGACAUAAAUCUGUUAGAGUUAUCACAUCUAACACAGCUGCCAACAUCAUGCAUGAAUGAGUUUGAUUAACUAAAGCAUUUUAUUUCCAUCUCUGUUAAAGCUCGACAAGAAUGUGCAGUGUGUGUACUGGAACUUUAAUAAAAACAAUGGACACGGGGGCUGGGAUGAUUACGGCUGCAGAAAACACAACAGCAGCUCAGACUACACAACGUGCCUGUGUGAUCAUCUCACACACUUCGGGGUUCUUUUGGAUGUCUCCAGGACUCAGGUGGACCCUGUUAAUGAGCAGAUCCUGACCAUUAUCACCUAUGUCGGCUGUGGAGUGUCGUCAUUGUUCUUGGGAGUCACUGUUCUCACUUACACAGCUUUCGAGAAGCUUCGUCGAGACUACCCCUCUCAGAUCCUCAUCAACCUCUCCCUGGCGCUGCUGGGCUUGAACCUGGUGUUUCUGGUCAACUCCUGGCUUUCCUCCUGGGGCAUCUACGGCCUCUGUGUGGCUGUAGCGUCCACGCUGCACUACUUCCUCCUGGCCUCAUUCACCUGGAUGGGUUUAGAGGCCGUUAACAUGUACUUCGCUCUCGUCAAAGUCUUCAACGUCUACGUUCCCUCUUACAUCCUCAAGUUCUGUGCUCUAGGAUGGGGUAUUCCUCUGGUGAUCUGCGUCCUGGUGCUCAUCGUGAACAGAGAGGCCUACGGCAGUCACAUCUACUCCACUUUGGACAACUCUGACAACUUCUGUUGGCUCCAGGACGAUGUGACAUUUUAUGUGUCUGUGGUUGCCUAUGCCGGGCUGGUCUUUCUCUUUAAUACUGCGGUUUUUGUGGUGGUUCUGAUCCAGAUUCGCCACAUGCGAGUCAACAGCCCAGCUGGGACCCACGGUGGACUGAUGCAUGACCUGAAGGGAGUCACCAGUCUCACCUUGUUACUCGGACUAACAUGGACUGUUUGCUUCUUCACCUGGACACCAGCCAAAGUGGUGCUGCUGUACCUUUUCUCCAUACUCAACACCCUGCAAGGACUGUUCAUCUUCCUGUUCCACUGUCUGAUGAAGGAGAAUGUCAGGAAACAGUGGAGGAUUCACCUCUGCUUUGGACGUUUCAGACUUGACGAGUAUUCUGAGUGGAGCCACUCGGCAUCAGUUGGAGUCACGGCCAAACCAAAAUCAAAUCCUCCGAGAGCACCAGUACCGUCGGUCCGCUCCGUCAAGUCCAGCUCCACAAACAGCACGUCUGCUUCCUCCGACUCCAGCCAGAGAGACUCAUCCUGCAAGAGACCAAACCUGGGGCUUUUUGUGAAUUCCCUGGCUCUCCCUCGUGCCCAGAGAAGCCCCUCAGGUACAGGAGCUCUGCCAUCCCAGAGAGGAAUGAACCCGACACCUGGCUGGAAGAAUCACUUGCUUGGCCAGCAAGAACAAAGAUAA
This is a messenger RNA of Centropristis striata (black sea bass), 1466 nucleotides long. Its product is annotated as adhesion G-protein coupled receptor G6-like. The transcript has 10 exons. The record is from RefSeq and is a predicted model, not a curated record. Gene Ontology annotation, molecular function: G protein-coupled receptor activity. Gene Ontology annotation, biological process: adenylate cyclase-activating G protein-coupled receptor signaling pathway; cell surface receptor signaling pathway. The coding region runs from base 591 to 1466 and encodes 291 amino acids. Gene Ontology annotation, cellular component: membrane. NCBI's taxonomy places the organism in Eukaryota, Metazoa, Chordata, Actinopteri, Perciformes, Serranidae.